Prunus mume (Japanese apricot) is the source of this 1337-nucleotide messenger RNA. RefSeq lists its product as uncharacterized. The record is from RefSeq and is a predicted model, not a curated record. NCBI's taxonomy places the organism in Eukaryota, Viridiplantae, Streptophyta, Magnoliopsida, Rosales, Rosaceae.
CCGACUUCUAAAAAUUCCCAGUCAAAUUGUCUCAUUCAUUUGCAGUACGUGCAUAUCUGGUCUGGACAUUGAAGGCAAGGCCAACACUAUGGAGGAAUUGGAAGUUAAUUGUAUGCAAAUGGCUCCGUUACUUGAAAGCGAAGGAGACAACAAUAGGUUGCCAGAAGUUGGUGGGCUUAUAAAGGAUGCUGCUGCUGAAGAGCUAAAUCUAAAAGCCAGAAUUGAAGAGGCUGAGAAGCUGCUUGCAAAGAUCAGGCAAGAUAAGCUUGAGCUGGCUGAAGACAUAGCGCAAAGGGUGUGUGAUCGAAGAUGUACCCUUCUUCCUCGGUUGAACUGCUUAAUUAGGUAUGGAAGGGGACUCGAAUACUGCUUGACCCUGGAGAGGGAGAAAAUGAAUAUAUUGCAACUAUUUCUGCUUCGUUUUACAGAGAAAGCUAACCAAAGAAAACCAAUUCAGCCCUGCUUGCCAGGAGAAGAGAUAGCUAAACGUAAAUUGAAUUUCAGGAUGGGACACGGAACCAAAAGUUUGGCCAAGGAAAAACAGCUUCUGAAACAGAUCAAUGUGAGCCAGAAGGAGGGUGUUUGUUUAUUUUCCUCACUUGAAGAGGAAUAUCAUAUGCUUCCUGAAUAUUAUUCAUGGCGGCAUUACGAGAGACGGUAUCAGACCAAUCAGAGAAAUAUAGUUCAAUACCGCCUAAGACAAAUCCAACAACUUAAAUGGCAAAGGGAAAGUUUGGCAGUUCUAUUGCAAGGGCAAUGGGAUGAAGCUAUUGCUAAUGCUAGUGGGAAUGCUAAUGCUAAUGCCAAUUCUGCUGCCAAUGCUGCUGCCAAUGCUAUUGCCAAGGGAAACAUUUGGGAUUCUUUGGGUUCAAAAAAGUCCUUACUGGAACAAAUCAAAGUUACUGGUAAGGCGAUAGAUGGAUUAACUAAAUUACUGUUGGCUGUGCGGCCAAAAAUUAACCAAGUUGAGAAUGAAUUGAAGGUCGCUGAGAAAGAAAUAGAGACCUUGCAGAAAAAACUACCAUGGAUUGAUCAGAAGAAAGAUGAAGCACACCAAUGCAUUCACAAACUGAAAAAACAAGAGUGAGGAGAUAUGAUGAGUUAGUUUAGUUAAACACAGUUGGUGUGUUUAACAAGACUUGGCCACUUGGCAGUCAGUCAGCGAGUCCUUGCAAGUUGAGGAACUCCACCCACCAAAUACCAAACCACAUAUUCAUUACCACAACAAGAAAAUGAGAUCGCAAUUAGCUCUAAAAGAAAAAAUGAGUGGAAUAAAAGAUUCAACAUCAAUAUUGCGCAAUUGUAGAAUAACUGUUAUUAUUUCUUAUCGUGUUUCA